AUGGCGGGAGGAUCUGGAUCAAAUAGCCAUGUUGAUACGUUAUCAACAAACAUCAGUAUUCCACAACAACAAGAUCAGAGAAGAAGACAAUCCAUUCUACUUUUAUCUGAAUCUAUCGCUAGCAGAAGGUCAUCCAAAGUCUCCAGGGAUGUCGGUGCCGCUUUGAAACUAGAGAGUGCUGGUCAUAGUCCCAAAUUAGGGAGUAGUAUGGACUCAAGAGUGCUUAUCGAUGCAGGGUCUCCGAACUUCAAGACUCGAAAAAGAGGUCAACAAGAAGAAAUCAUCAAUAGUCUGCGUGCCAACUAUCUGAAUGAUUACAUGCAGCCAAGAAAAGUCGAAGCGGGCUCCACAGUCUCGGAUCAUCCCGCUCAACCUGAAGAUAGCCAUUUCAUCGAUACUUUAGGAUCGCAAGAAACUCCUGAAAUCCCAGAACGCGACCUUAAUCUGGAGAGUCAAGGUGGACACAUCACUAGAGAGCUAUAUCUCAUGACCUCACCGAAUAAUGGUCUGAAGAGAACGAUGUCUGCAAGUAAUCUCGAAAUCGCAGAUCAAAAUUCAAGACCUGGAACCACAGCAAGUGCACUGAACGUACCUGGUGGAUUUCGUCGAGAAUUCAUCGUUCAGCAACACAAAAAUGGUAAGGACACCAAACCGUCAGCGGGAAGCGAUAGUGGAACCUGUCUUUCUGACGACAUCGAGUCUCAAUCAACCGAUCCCAAUAACCUAGACAAAGUCCCCUUUUUGACAAGGAAUUUUCUGGAGUUUCUCUACGUGUACGGUCAUUUUGCCGGUGAAACAUUCAAGGAAGACUUGUAUCCCGAGGAUAAGUCCGGGUCUCCCGACAUAGAUGAACGGAGUCCUUUGUUGACGAGGGGAGCAAAUUCAGUCCCCGCUAAGAGGCUGGUUCCAGAAUCUGCCAAGGGCACAACUUCCACUGCGAAAGCUUUUCUUCUCAUGAUCAAAUCCUUUAUCGGAACAGGCGUUUUGUUUCUUCCAGCUGCUUUUGCAAAUGGAGGUUUGGUGUUUUCUGCUGUAAUGCUGACAUUUUUUGGAUGCUACUCGUUUUGGUGCUACUACAUUUUGAUUGAGUCCAAAAUAAGUGCCAAGGUUUCAUCCUUUGGUGACAUUGGGCAAACUUUGUAUGGGCCCUGGAUGAAGUUCAUCAUUCUUUUAUCCUUGGUUUUGACUCAACUGGGAUUUUCAGGUGCCUACGUCAUCUUUACGGCCAAAAACUUGUUGGCUUUCAUCGAUAGUGUAUUUCAUUGGCCCAAAGUCACCAUAAUUCAUCUGCUGAUUCUCCAGCUAAUAGUUUUCGUGCCACUGUCAUUUAUCAGAAGCAUAUCCAAAUUGUCAUUGCCAUCUUUGGCUGCCAACUUUUUUGUCAUGGGAGGUAUUUUGAUCGUCAUAGGAUUGACCGGGAAGCAUCUCUUCAUUGAUCUCGGUGGAAAACCCGCGGAUGGCAUCACAAUGAUAUUUGAUCCCAAUCGGUGGACUUUAUUUGCGGGCACUGCCAUUUUUGCCUUUGAAGGUAUCGGCUUGAUAAUACCCGUGCAGAGUUCGAUGAAGCAUCCUGAGAAAUUUCCUUUGGUCUUGGGUUUGGUAAUAACUACUGCCACGGUUCUUUUCGUUGCGGUUGCCACUUUGGGAUACCUCAGUUACGGCAAAGAUAUCCAAACCGUCAUUUUAUUAAAUCUUCCCCAAGACAACAUUUUGGUGAACUUGAUUCAAUUCUUUUAUUGUUUAGCUAUAAUGCUAUCCACUCCCUUACAGUUGUUCCCAGCAUUUGCUAUUGUGGAAAGUAAGGUAUUUCCCAAGUUCACCAAGAUCUACGUCAGACGUAACAACCGAACAAAUGUUCAGUACAAACAGAACUCAGGGAAACUCGACUGGCGUGUGAAGUGGCUCAAGAACUCGGUACGGUCUGUUAUUGUAGCGGCCACGGUAAUGGCUGCUUACUGCGGUGCUGACAACCUGGACCAAUUUGUUUCGAUCGUUGGCUCGUUUGCAUGCAUCCCAUUGGUUUAUAUCUAUCCUCCGCUAUUACACCUGCGAAGUUGCAGCAAGCCUAAAUGUCAGGGCGCCAAGAGUUUCUGGGAAAAAUGGCCUGUUUUGCUCGACUACACACUAAUUGUCUUCGGGACAAUUGGCAUGGUAUACACCUCAUACCAAAGCAUCAUGACAUGA
Messenger RNA from Lachancea sp. 'fantastica', 2184 nucleotides. The record is from the annotation of a GenBank genome assembly. NCBI's taxonomy places the organism in Eukaryota, Fungi, Ascomycota, Saccharomycetes, Saccharomycetales, Saccharomycetaceae.